CAAGAGGCACAGCUCCUGGUUUUGACCACUCUAUAUUUUACAAGUCAAAUCCCAGCCCACAGAAAUUUUAUCCAUCCCAAAAAACAAAGUUUAGUUUUUCUUUUGCUCCUCCCACAUUCUCUCUCUAACUACAUAUAAAUAUAUCAUGUACACACAUUAAAUUACAUGCAUAAGUAUACCAAACGUAUCUCCACAACAAGUUGAUUAAGGGGUUCCAAAGUUGAUUAUAUUAGCAGUGCAAAUCAAUAUGGGCCGUUGGAUUAAGCCUGAUGUAUAUCCGCUAGUGGCUGCGAUGACCUUCGUGACGGGCAUGUGUUUGUUUCAGCUCACCAGGAACAUGUUCUUGAAUCCUGAUGUUAGGAUCAAUAAAUUGCACCGCACGACUGCGGUCCUCGACAAUGCCGACGAAGGCCAGAAAUACAGCCAGCAUGCCCUCCGCCGCUUCCUCAGCAGCCGCCCGCCCGAAGUCAUGCCCGCGAUCAACCAUUUCUUCUCCCGGACCGAUAAAUAAACAUGUUUAAUGUUAAAAAUAUAAUAAUCAGCAUUUCUAUGUAUUAAUUAAUUACACACUUGUACAGAUUUGAAACGUUAUAUAUGUCAUGUCAUACAAAUAAGAAUUAUGUGGUUGAAUUUGUCUAUAAAAAGAUAAUCAAUUAGUGUGU
Molecule: messenger RNA, 662 nt
Organism: Ananas comosus (pineapple)
Lineage: Eukaryota; Viridiplantae; Streptophyta; Magnoliopsida; Poales; Bromeliaceae
Exons: 3
Coding region: 248-511 (87 amino acids)
Source: RefSeq, a predicted model, not a curated record